Messenger RNA from Durusdinium trenchii, 1950 nucleotides. The record is from the annotation of a GenBank genome assembly. Lineage: Eukaryota; Dinophyceae; Suessiales; Symbiodiniaceae.
CGCUGGAGCGGAGGGUGCUGCUGUUCUGGCACGCAUUCGACGCAACACCUGGAGCGAGGAAUCUAUGGCUUUCGACCUCAAAUCACUCACAUGGCGCCUUUCCGAAAGGUGUGUGCUCCAUGUUUGCACGAGUUUUUGCUUUUGGGGGACGUCUAGGAUUGAAAAACGUGUGGUCCCCAUUUGAUCUAUCAAAGAAACAUGUUUGGGCGCAGUUAGUUGGAUGGCUUAAGACUUGCAGGCCAGUGAAAGCAGACAGUUCAGAAUGACUGGGACAGUCCACGAGUGGAUCACUCGUUCGGCCGCCGUGCACGGUCACCACACCAUUUGUGCAGACUUAGUAGUCUCUUCUUCACAAAACCUUCAUAAGUCAUGCGUUUGCCUGCCGGCUUCUUGUUGUGUUUUCCGCCAUCCAACUUUUGUGAAAGUGACUUCAUCAUGGCUCAAGCCGGUCUUGUUGCUUUUGAAUAUACUAUAAUGAUUCAAUGCAGGUGACUGCUUUGUUUGGCACAUAGUGGCACAGCUUGAUGAGGAUGAGUACCGUUGCAUGGUGGAAAGUGGAAAAGCCAUUCGGGACCUAAAGCAAUCUAAAGGAGCUUCUUUCAGCUCAGCUUGGGUGCUCAAGGUUUCAGCGCCAGGCUCUUCAGUGAUGAAUUUUGAGAAUUGCAGGAUGACAUGCCAUUGAGGCCACCAAGUGUACAGGUGACAAUCAUGCCGGUCUGUGCAUUUGAUGAGAUUCUGGAGGAAGAACUAGUUCGCAGCUGCGAGGAAAAUGAUGUUAUCGCUAUAGACAAACUGCUUCGAAGACCACAGGAUACUAAUGGGCCAAGUUUGUUUGUUGCAGCCGAGAACGGCCACUUGGAGGUGGUGCGACUAUUGCUCGAAGCUGGAGCUGACGAAAAUUCAGAAAGGACAGAUGGGGCAACGGCUAUGUUUCUUGCAGCAGAGGAAGGCCACUUGGAAGUGGUGCGAUCGUUGCUCGAGGCUGGAGCUGACAAGGAGUCAGCGAAGAUGAAUGGAACAGCUGCAUUGUCCAAUGCAGCGGAGACAAAGGCCUUUGCAAGUUGUGGCAAUGUUGCUCGAGGCUGGAGCUGACAAAGAUGCAUCGAUGACACAUGGGGCAACCGCCUUGUCUGUUGCAGCUGAGAGAGGCCAAUUGGAAGUCGUCCGCCUGCUGCUCGAGGCUGGAGCUGACAAAGAUGCAGCAAUGGCAGAUGGGACAACGGCUUUGAUUGUUGCAGCCCAGAAAGGUCACUUGGAAGUUAUGAGAUUGUUGCUGGAAGCUGGAGCUGACAAAGAUUCAGAAAGGACAGAUGGGGCAAGGGCUAUGUUUCUUGAAGUCUGGAGCUGUUUUUUUCAGUGAACUCUACGUCGAAGCUGAAAAGAUGCAGCCAUGACAGAUGGGGCAACGGCUUUGCUUAGUGAGCUUAUUGCAGCCCAGAACGUUCACUCACAACUUCUGCAUUUGUCGCUGAGGCUGACAAAGAUCCAGCAACAACAAUUGGUGCACUGCCCUUGAUUCGUUCAGUCCAGAAUGGACACAUUAUUCCUAUACGAGAUAAAGUACGCAAAAUUCAAAAUCAAUUGUAAGUCCGUUUGUGACGCAUAGCUAAUUGCUUGUUUGUUAGUAGUGAAGAUAAUGAUUUUGUGGUUGAUCAUGGUCGAUCCAAGUACGGUGGACCAUGGCUUGCUUUUGUGGGUGACCCGCAGGGGUAGACCUUGUGAGGGUGAGCAAUGCUUUCGUUGGAUUUUUGCGGAGUUUUGUUGGUUCGAAACUUCUCAGGUUCCAUCGAAAAUUGAGGAGGUCAGCAAGUCUGCAGGUCCACCUCCAAUCCCUAUGGUGUGGACGGUGCUCAAGCACCUGCAUGCUGCAUGACUUCACGCAUAUCAUGUCUUGCCAGAACAGUGGCUAACAUGAUGUCGGUCAACUGCCAGUGCCUACCUCCAAAACAG